Molecule: messenger RNA, 1901 nt
Organism: Vitis vinifera (wine grape)
Lineage: Eukaryota; Viridiplantae; Streptophyta; Magnoliopsida; Vitales; Vitaceae
Product: receptor-like protein Cf-9
Exons: 2
Coding region: 88-1785 (565 amino acids)
Molecular function (GO): protein binding
Source: RefSeq, a predicted model, not a curated record
AAAUCUGUACUAUAUAUAUUUAGAAUGCUGUGGUGUUUAUGUAUAACUAGAACCCCCUUUUUUUUCCUCUUCUAAAUCAUAUUGAACAUGAUUUGUUGUAGCAGUAUCUCCCUGCUGCUUCCAUUGAGAAUUCAGCUGUUUUCAUGGCUUUAUUUCUUGCCUUUAUAUUCAAUCUUUUUCGGUAUCCAUGUUGCUUUCGUGUCCGGCGAAUGUCUCAUAUGCCGGGAGGAUCAGAUGUCUUUGUUGCUGCAACUGAAGAACACCCUCAAAUUCAAUGCUGCUGCAUCAAGUAAUCUAGUUUCCUGGAAUCCGAGCACAGAUUGCUGUUCUUGGAGAGGUUUAACCUGGGAUGCCACUGGUCAUGUUGUCGCUCUUGAUCUCAGUAGCCAAUCAAUUUCUGGUGGAUUCAGUAGCUCCAGUAGCAUUUUCAGUCUACAACAUCUCCAGAGCUUGAAUUUGGCUAACAACACCUUCUACUCCUCUCAGAUUCCAUCAGGAUUCCACAAGCUUGUUAACUUGACUUACCUGAAUUUGUCGAAUUCCGGCUUUUCUGGGCAGAUUCCAAUCGAGAUUUCACUGUUGACAAGGUUAGUAACAAUUGAUUUCUCUACCCUUUAUUACAUCCCUGGAGCUCCUACAUUGAAACUUGAGAACCCAAAUCUGACAACGCUGGUUCAGAACCUCAAUGAGCUCAGAGAACUCCAUCUUAAUGGUGUAAACAUAUCGGCCGAGGGGAAGGAUUGGUGCCAGGCAUUAUCAUCUUCAGUGUCUAAACUGCAAGUGCUGAGCUUGUCCAACAGUUUUCUUUCUGGUCCUAUUGAUUCUUCUCUGAAGAAGCUUCAAUCCCUCACGAGGAUUCAUCUGGAUAACAACAAUUUUUCUGCUCCAGUUCCACAUCUCUUUGCAAAUUUCUCAAAUUUGAUUCACUUGCAGCUCAGUUCUUGUGGAUUAUAUGGAACAUUUCCAGAAAAGAUCUUUCAGUUACGGACCCUCAAAAUUCUUGAUUUGUCAAAUAACAAGGUACUUGAGGGUUCUUUGCCAGAAUUCCCUCUGAAUGGAUCUCUAGAAACCUUGGUGCUCAGUGAUACAGAAUUUUCAGGGGAAGUACCCAACUCCAUAGGCAAUCUCAAGAGGUUGACUGGAAUAGAGCUUGCGCGGUGCAAUUUCAGUGGUUCAAUCCCAAAGGCGAUGACAGACCUUACUCAAUUGGUUAACUUGGACUUCUCUCAUAAUAACUUCUCUGGUCCAAUCCCAUCUUUCAGUUUCUCCAGGAAUCUCACCCAAAUAAACGUUUCUCAUAAUUAUUUAGCAGGGCAAAUCCCAUCAUCACUAGGACAGCUCCGACAGCUUGAGUCAUUAGACCUCUCACUGAACAAGCUGAGCGGGGAGAUCCCUACACAGCUCACUACCCUUAGUUCCCUUUCAUUCCUGAACCUCUCAUUCAAUCAAUUAGUGGGAAGCAUCCCAAAAGGUGGUAAAUUUCUAAGGUUUUCAGAAAAUUCUUUCGUGGGUAACAGAGGAUUAUGCGGCUCCCCCCUAAAUGCAAGUUGCGAAGAUGCUACACCACCGACGUCUGAGGAGAUUCAGUGGAAAUAUAUAGCUCCUGAACUUGGAUUUGUGACAGGGUUGGGAAUUGUGUAUUGGCCUCUAUUGUUGUGCAAGAGAUGGAGGAAAUGUUACUACAAACAUGUUGAUGGAAUUCUUUCAAGGAUUCUCCAUAACCAAGACCAAGGAAGACAAAGUUGUGGAAGAAGAGCUCACAGAAUUCGGCGGCGGAGAAUGUAGCAGUGGCGCAGAGGGAUGUAGCUACUCAUCAAGAGUCUUAUCUGUUAUCCAUUUUGAUCUCCAUUAUCACCAACAAUAGAAACUGAACAUAUAUAUAUAUAUAUAUAUAUAUAUAU